AUGGUUGUGGGGAUUCCGAAUGUCGGAAAGUCGUCGUUGAUUAAUGCAAUGCGGACGCAUACGCUUGGGAUUAAAAGGAAGGCGGUCGAAGCAGGCGCCCGACCCGGAGUCACCGUUCGUGUCCAAAAUCGUGUUCGAAUCAUGGACAAACCGCCAAUUUACAUCAUCGACACGCCGGGAGUCCUCUCUCCGAAUCAUCGGAACAUCGAGGACGCAAUGAAGUUGGCUCUAUGUGAUUUGGUAUUGGAAUCACACGUCAAUCUUUAUUAUCUCGCAGGAAAUACUCGCGAAGACAUGUGCGGCGAACGACUUCCGAAUCCAGCGAAGUAUGGGAGAACGAUGGGAUUUCGAUCGUGGCGCCAAACACUUCAUUCAGUUGUACAGGAAUUCCAAAUUCGAGGACUCUAA
Molecule: messenger RNA, 408 nt
Organism: Caenorhabditis remanei
Lineage: Eukaryota; Metazoa; Nematoda; Chromadorea; Rhabditida; Rhabditidae
Exons: 3
Coding region: 1-408 (135 amino acids)
Cellular component (GO): mitochondrion
Molecular function (GO): GTP binding; GTPase activity
Source: RefSeq, a predicted model, not a curated record